Molecule: messenger RNA, 1180 nt
Organism: Delphinapterus leucas (beluga whale)
Lineage: Eukaryota; Metazoa; Chordata; Mammalia; Artiodactyla; Monodontidae
Product: gap junction beta-5 protein
Biological process (GO): cell-cell signaling
Cellular component (GO): connexin complex
Molecular function (GO): gap junction channel activity
Source: RefSeq, a predicted model, not a curated record
CCGACGCCCGGGGCCACCAUGAACUGGGGGAUCUUCGAGGGGCUCCUGAGCGGGGUCAACAAGUACUCCACAGCCUUCGGGCGCAUCUGGCUGUCCCUGGUCUUCAUCUUCCGCGUGCUGGUGUACCUGGUGACAGCCGAGCGCGUGUGGAGUGAUGACCACAAGGACUUCGACUGUGACACCCGCCAGCCGGGCUGCUCCAACGUCUGCUUCGACGAGUUCUUCCCCGUGUCCCACGUGCGCCUCUGGGCCCUGCAGCUCAUCCUGGUCACGUGCCCCUCGCUGCUCGUGGUCAUGCAUGUGGCCUACCGCGAGGCCCAGGAGAAGAAGCACCAAGAGGCAGCAGGGAAGAACGGCAGGCCCCUCUACCCGGACCCCGGCAAGAAGUGGGGCGGGCUCUGGUGGACGUACGUCUGCAGCCUGGUGUUCAAGGCCGGCGUGGAUGCCGCCUUCCUCUACGUGUUCCACUCGUUCUAUCCCAAAUACACCCUCCCUCGCGUGGUCAGGUGCCACGUGGCUCCGUGUCCCAAUACGGUGGACUGCUUCAUCUCCAAGCCCACAGAGAAGAACAUCUUCACUCUCUUCAUGGUGAUCACGGCCGUCGUUUGCAUCGUGCUCAACCUAGUGGAGCUGGCCUACCUGGUGAACAAGAGGUACCGGGAGCGCCUGCUGGUGAGGAAAGCCCGGGCCACGGGCCUGGGCCACCGCCGGAACUGGGCCACCGCUUCCUCCAAACAGGACGACCUCCGCUUGGGCGACCUCAUCUUUCUGGGCUCAGACGCUCCCCCUCCUCUCUCACCGGACCACCCUCGAGACCACGUGAAUAAAACCAUCCUGUGAGGGGCUGCCUGGUCAGGCCUGGGUUGGAAGGACCCGGCAGCCAAGGUGCAGCCUUGGGGGUGGGAGCGCUGUGCGGGGAGUGGGGACAGGCAAGAGGGAGGGUCCGACGACCUGGGUUCAGAUCCCUUUUCCCUAGCUCCUGCCACCUACCCCAGCUGUGUGGCCUUGGGCAAGUUACCCCUCGGAGCUGAACCUCGGCUUCCUUUUGUGUACAAGGGAGAGGAUGAGGCACCCCCCAACAGGGCCGCCGCUGUGAGGAGGGGCUUAAUACGAGAAUGGAUGUGCACAUGCCUUCAGUGUGUGGUGCCCAUGGUCAGGGCUUAAUAAAAGUCAAUUCAUU